AUGGACUCUGAAGAUGACACAAAAGACGAUGUCGAUUCUGGUAAUGAGUCCAGCGGAGACGAUGUCGACUUUGUCAUGGACGAGACUCACAGUACAAGGGAACGACAAACGGAACUCGAGGAAUAUCCAUACGAGGUGUUAUCUACAGAGGAAAUCGUUCAACAUAUGGUAGAUUGCAUAAAAGAAGUGAAUACAGUAGUUGAGAUACCAGCCACCACAACCCGCAUCCUCCUCAAUCAUUUCAAAUGGGACAAAGAAAAGCUAAUGGAAAGAUUUUAUGACGGUGAUCAGGAUCAAUUAUUCGCUGAGGCUAGAGUUAUUAAUCCAUUUAGAAAACCUGUAAUACAACGACCAAAGUUGCCCAGACGGAUAUCAACAUCAGGAUCGGAAGAAUGUGAAAUAUGUUUCUCAAUUUUACCAACAUCUAUUAUGACCGGUCUGGAAUGUGGACACAGAUUCUGUACACAGUGUUGGUGUGAAUAUUUAACAACGAAAAUAAUGGAAGAAGGCUUGGGCCAGACGAUAGCAUGUGCGGCUCACGCGUGCGACAUUCUCGUGGACGAUGCGACUGUGAUGCGACUCGUGAGGGACCCGAGGGUCAAACUCAAAUAUCAGCACAUCAUCACCAACAGCUUCGUAGAGUGUAACCGCCUGCUCCGUUGGUGUCCAUCUCCCGACUGCAGCAAUGCCAUUAAAGUAGCAUAUGGAGAGCCAGCAGCAGUGACUUGUCGGUGUGGUCAUACAUUCUGUUUCGCCUGCGGUGAGAACUGGCACGACCCAGUGCGCUGCAGUCUGCUGAGGAAGUGGAUCAAGAAAUGCGAUGAUGAUUCGGAAACAUCAAACUGGAUAGCGGCCAAUACUAAGGAGUGUCCUAAAUGUAAUGUGACCAUAGAGAAAGAUGGAGGUUGUAACCACAUGGUGUGUAAGAAUCAGAACUGUAAGGCGGACUUUUGCUGGGUUUGUCUCGGACCCUGGGAACCUCACGGCAGCAGCUGGUACAACUGCAACCGGUACGACGUGGACGAGGCCAAAGCGGCCCGCGACUCUCAGGAGCGCUCGCGUGCAGCGCUGCAGCGCUAUCUCUUCUACUGCAACCGCUAUAUGAACCACAUGCAGUCGCUGCGCUUCGAAUCCAAACUGUACGCAUCCGUUAAGGAAAAGAUGGAAGAGAUGCAACAGCAUAAUAUGAGUUGGAUUGAGGUACAAUUCCUUAAGCGAGCCGUGGACAUCUUAUGUCAGUGCCGUCAAACCCUCAUGUACACGUACGUGUUCGCGUAUUACCUGAAGAAGACCAAUCAGUCUGUCAUCUUUGAAGACAACCAACGCGACCUGGAGUCGGCCACUGAAACUCUAUCGGAAUACCUGGAGAGGGACAUCACUAGUGAGAAUUUAGCUGACAUCAAGCAGAAAGUGCAGGAUAAGUACAGAUAUUGCGACAGCCGGCGGAAGGUACUCCUGGAGCACGUCCACGAAGGUUACGAGAAGGAGUGGUGGGACUACACAGAAUAUUGGAAAUGUGAUAAGUCGAGUGCGGCGUCGCCAGUGGCCGCGGCCGCGGGGACCGGCAGCGGCCACUUCGACGUCCGAGUCAAGCGGACUUUAUCAAGCAAACAUCACUCCGCGUCGUUCUCCAACGCUCAUGCAUUUUUUCUGAUCGACAUCAUUUAG
Danaus chrysippus (African queen) is the source of this 1668-nucleotide messenger RNA. The record is from the annotation of a GenBank genome assembly. NCBI's taxonomy places the organism in Eukaryota, Metazoa, Arthropoda, Insecta, Lepidoptera, Nymphalidae.